UCACCCUCUCUCGCACUCGCAGGUGUGUGGAACGUGACCAAGACAGACUUGACUAGGGCCAGAGUAGGAGUAGCAAUGGCAGCACUGUCGUGGUUCCGGCGUGGGAGCAAGUUGCCUGCGGUGAAGGACGUAGUCAAGGCAUGGGGAGAGUACAUGGAGGUCCGUGGGAGUGGGGCUGGUGAGGCGACGGAAGAAGACGAGGAAGGUCCCGAGGCUGUGCUGGAGAAGGUCCUCAAUGGUCUCCGUGCUCUGGCUUGUGGCGGUAUUGAAGACUUGGUCCCUUCGGACGAGGUCGCUCUGGAAAUGGCUGAGGAGGUGGUCAAGCACGACAUGAUGGUGGCCAUCAUGCGCGACCUGCCCGAGGUCUCCAUCGAGAACAAAAGAGAUUCACCUUUGUCUUCAACAACAUGCUCUCGUCGGCGCUUGUCGGUCCGCUCAUGCAAUCGUACAUCAACGCGCUCUCCAAGGACGACAAGAACGAGCUGCUGGACCUCGCUGUGACUGGCUACGGCCACUCGCCGCAGAUGGCCGUUCUCUCCGGCUCGAUGCUCCGCACCGCCAUCACCACCCGCGAGUUUGCCGCCUACCUCCUCAACAACGCGCUCAACGACAUCUUUGCCCACCUCCAGUCGCGCAACUUUGAGGUCUCGUCCGACGCGUGGGCCACGUUUAAGAUGAUGCUCACCCAGCACAAGGAGCUGACGGACGAGUACCUUAACGUCCACUACGACGAGUUUUUCCCGGCCUUUAUGACGCUGCUCAACCCAGACGGCGAUGGGUACACCGCGUGCCGUGAGGCGCUCUCGCUCCUCGCCGACCUCAUCUGCUACUCGGGCCCGGCCGAGUACCGCGUCCGCUUUAUUUCCGAAGCCAAGCACCUCAUUUGCAUGCUCAACCUCCUCAACCACGAGUCGCGCAUCAUCAAGCUCCUCACCUUCCACGUCUUCAAGGUCUUUGUCGCCGCCCCGGCCAAGUCGCGCCAGGUCCACAAGGUCCUCGUCCGCAACCGCGACGAGCUGCUCAAGUUCUUUGAGAACUUUUUCCCGGACUCGGACUCGGCCGAGUUCACCAAGGACAAGGCGUACGUCAUCGAGCAGAUCGCGUCAGUCGACAACGACGCCGGCAUGCUCUCCACCUCGGACCCAUCGGUCAACACCGCCGCCGCCGCCGCUGCCGCUGGCCGCCGGACGCCGCCCCGCGACGCCGGUUCAGGCGGCGACGACGCCGGCGCAGGCUCGGCUUCGGCCUCGGCCUCGACCUCGGCCUCGGCUGGCUCGUCGUCGGGCAAGGAGCAAGUCGCGCCGCAAGCGCCGCCGCCGCAGAGUCGUCGCCGGCGCUGACCUCUCGGCUGGCGGCUCCGAGGCCUCGCUCCCAGCGACAUCGGCGUCGGGCGACGAGACCGGCGGCAGGGUCCGGCGCCGCACACGCUCGCGGUCCAAGGCCAAGACCAAGGCCAAGGACGACGCCGCCGGUGAUGACGCCGCCGCCACCAAGCCGCGCUCAAAGUCCAAGUCCCAGCUCAAGGUCAAGAGCAAGACUCGCUCCGACUCCAAGUCCAAGGCCAAGACGACCGCGGCCGAUGGAGGUGGCGACGACGACGACGACGGCGAGUCGGACUCGUUCUCGUUCUACUCGUCGUCGUUUGACUCGUAGUUGCUCGUAAAGAAAAACAGCAUG
Thecamonas trahens ATCC 50062 is the source of this 1677-nucleotide messenger RNA. RefSeq lists its product as uncharacterized. NCBI's taxonomy places the organism in Eukaryota, Apusomonadida, Apusomonadidae. Gene Ontology annotation, biological process: intracellular signal transduction. The transcript has a single exon. The record is from RefSeq and is a predicted model, not a curated record. Gene Ontology annotation, molecular function: protein serine/threonine kinase activator activity. Bases 408 to 1340 code for a protein of 310 amino acids.